Molecule: messenger RNA, 546 nt
Organism: Ixodes scapularis (black-legged tick)
Lineage: Eukaryota; Metazoa; Arthropoda; Arachnida; Ixodida; Ixodidae
Product: cuticle protein 19.8-like
Exons: 3
Coding region: 135-410 (91 amino acids)
Source: RefSeq, a predicted model, not a curated record
GGCGCUAACGCCCGGCUGCCUCAAGUUCGCAGCAUAUCUUCCUAUACGUCCCGACGCCGCAGGACAGGGACAAAAAGUUGGUAGGUGCUGUCCGAGGAAUAACAAAUAGGCUACACUUCCCCUGGACAGAAGUGAUGACCAGGCUGCUAUUGGUUUCGUUCGUCCUGGCGGGCGUGGCCACGGGCGUUCUCGGAGGCUCCGUGUAUGCUGCUCCGGCGGCUCCGGUAGUGGCCGCCGCUCCAGCGGCACCUUUGCUAGCCGCCGCUCCGGCUGCCCCUUUGCUUGCCGCUGCUCCGGCGGCGGUCCUGGCCGCACCCACGGCCGUCUCCUACACGUACCGACACCAGGUGCACCAUCCCGUGGCGCACGUACCCUACGCAUUGCCCUACGCACUCGGCUAUUACGGUUAAAACUCCUCCAAAAAACACUGGAGCAUUGUGGCGUUUGGCGUGGAGCAGAACGAACUGCAGGACGGAUGCCCUCUUGUAAAAGGAAGGUUCCAGAAAUAAUGUACUUGUGAAUAAACUUAGUAUACAACUGUCACAA